This is a messenger RNA of Debaryomyces hansenii CBS767, 1008 nucleotides long. RefSeq lists its product as uncharacterized. The record is from RefSeq and is a predicted model, not a curated record. Gene Ontology annotation, biological process: double-strand break repair. Bases 1 to 1008 code for a protein of 335 amino acids. Gene Ontology annotation, cellular component: nucleus. Lineage: Eukaryota; Fungi; Ascomycota; Pichiomycetes; Serinales; Debaryomycetaceae. The transcript has a single exon.
AUGUUUGAUCUUCCCUUAUCUUGGAACUCGAUAUUUAUCCCCUUUGUUAACCCUCGCAAAGUUAUUUACGGAUAUCAGUGUGACUUCAAUAAUAAAGCAUAUAGCAUUUAUAUCACAGACUUUAAGAACGUAUGGUUAGAAAGACUAUCCAAACAAGAUAUUAUCGAUAAGGCAAAUAGUUAUGGGAUCGAAGAUACAGAGGAUGAAAAGCUCCAUUAUCUACUUGAGGUAUUAAGGAAUGGAGUUGAAUGUGGAGAUGUUGAUAAAACUUUGCUGUUCUCGAUUACGAAGAUAAACAGAACUAUGUCGGAUAAUGAGAACACCAUACAAGCUAAGUUUACUGGGGAGAUAGACUGGGACUUUUCUGUAGUGAAACAGUCACCAUCUAAUGCAAUUGACGUUAUAUCUCAAAUCAAUUUUCAACAGUUUGAAAAUCAUAAUUAUCUCAAUUAUAAGGUUGAGCAAUUAGAAAGGCUCAUUAAUAUAAAAGAUCACUAUAUCGUUUAUUUGUCUGAGAACUACAAGGCCAUCAAUGGCGAUGAACUAAUCAAAAAGUACAGGAAAAACAAUAAAGCGGAUGCCAAAUAUUUACAUAAAUAUGAUAGAAAAUUGUGGAGUCGAAAGACAGAGAAUUCCUAUAUGGAUGUGGUAAAAAAAGAGCAAAAUUCUAAUGAAAAUUGGUAUGACAAAGUAUGGCUAAGCAUAGAGAAGUCUAUUAACGAUAAAAGAGCUUGGAUUUUCUCCAAGACUUUCGCAGCAGAUACUUCAAAUGAACCAAUACAUAUAAAACAAGAGACAGAUGAGUCAUUAGAGCUGUCAGAUGACAAGCCCACGCCAGUUAUCAAGAAAGAAAGUAGUGACAUUUCUCCUAAGAAGCGGCCUGUGGUGAGGAAAAUUGGAAUUAUUGGCCCUAGAAAACGAAAACUAGAGAGUUCAACAAAUAAUGCCCAGACUGUAUCUGUAAAUGACGAUGCGAAUAAAAGACUGACUAUAAUAAAGGAAGAAUGA